This is a messenger RNA of Phyllostomus hastatus (greater spear-nosed bat), 4566 nucleotides long. RefSeq names its product tigger transposable element-derived protein 1-like. NCBI's taxonomy places the organism in Eukaryota, Metazoa, Chordata, Mammalia, Chiroptera, Phyllostomidae. Gene Ontology annotation, cellular component: nucleus. The coding region runs from base 1612 to 2769 and encodes 385 amino acids. Gene Ontology annotation, molecular function: DNA binding. The record is from RefSeq and is a predicted model, not a curated record. The transcript is spliced from 2 exons.
GCGAGGUGCCGGGACGACGCGCUGCAGGGUCGUGUGGAGCGGGGCUCCCACGCAAACCGCUCCACGUGGGCGCUUUGGGGAGCGGGAGGGGAGGCGCGGCGCCUUUUCAGGCGCCCGAGGGAGGCGUGGAGCGGGCUGCGAGAACAGAGGCGCUCCGGGGUCGGAGGACAACGGGUUCAGGCCAGGGUCAGCCGCCUCGGCGGAGGGGACCUGGCCGAAACGGCUCCGGCUGCCCUUCGCUCCCUAUCCGGCUCGCCCAAGCCGGCCCGCGCACCCGGAUGGCGUCACGGCGGCGUCGCCCGUCCCGCCUCCGGAACCGGCGGGAGCACCUGUCCGGGGCUCACCUGCGGAGCGGAUCUAAGGGCCCUGACGCCCGACCCGGCCGUCUAGCCGCGUCCCGGACCACCGCCCGGCCGCGGGCCGCCGCCACCAGCCGGUGCGACGGUACCUGGCGCGCGGCUAGGGCGCGCGCAGGCGCAGAGCAGCGGCGAUCAGUCACAGCGGCGCCGCGCCCCGCAGUCGCCCCAGCGGGCGUUGGGAAGCCGCGCGCAGGAGCAGCAAGGCCACGGUGCCUGCUCCGGGACUUCUCUUUAGGAGGCUACUGUACCGCCUGACUCUCUCUUUAAAGAUUUAAACAGGAGCUCCGCCUUGCCCUACUCAGUCAGCCGAGCACAGAAACUAGCGCAUGCUCGGGCUAGGUGCUAAGAGGAGCGCUUUUAGACUUAUUUUGAAUCGGGCAUCCACAAGGACACGCACUUCCUGGGUCCUCCAUGGGCAGCGGCCCCCAUGGCGAACACCACCUCUCCCUGCCCAGGUGGCCGCUGCAGCAGGCACCCCGAGUUAUUCAGAGAACGGGCUCACUGCCGCCAGGACAACCCUCUGAACAAAAGAACUGCCUUGGUGUGUGCGGUGCAGCUAUUUUCGCCUUCACGAGUUUCUGUUUGUUCUCUGGAUCACAGAAAUCCAGUGUGGAUGGGCUUGCAGCUGUGCCGUCCAGGACUUUGGACACUGAUGGACCCCAGAGACCCAUGCUGCCCGCCUUGGGGUCGAGGAUGAGCCCUCCUGUUGCUGGGCAAGCCUGUGGUGACCCUUCCACGUCUCUGGGGAAGCCCGCCUGCGCCUCCGCGCAGCCCGUUCUCUUUCCCAAGUCCUGCGAGCGAGCAGAGCAACCACAGGCCACCUUGCCCCAGAGGCUGCGGUGAUUUCAUUACAUUUUGGAGGCAAAAUGCCCGGGAAAAGGCCCCUGAAUGCAACGGCCAUCCCAAGUGCAAAAAGGGAACGGAAAGCAAUUACCCUCGACAUAAAAUUAGAAGUGUUAAGACGAUUUGAAGUGGGUGAAAAGCUCAGCCAGAACUCAAAGGCCUUAGACCUUGCCGUCUCCACAGUGGCGACAAUCCGAGAUAACAAAGAAAAAAUCAAAGCGAGUUCUCGAAUAGCUACUCCCUUGAGAGCCUCUUGGUUGACUCGCCAUCGAAGCGCGGUCAUGGAGACCAUGGAGCAGCUGCUGCGUGUGUGGCUGGAAGACCAGAGCCAGCGAAACAUGCCCCUGAGUGUCACCAUGAUUCAGGAGAAGGCCAAAAGUUUGUUUGAUGACUUACAGCGUGAACAAGGAUGAACAGCACGGCUCCUGGCAGCAAGGACGUGUACCCGCAAAUGCUGAAAAGCAUCAUCGAGGAAGGCGAGUACACCCCCCAGCAAGUUUUCAAUGUAGAUGAGGCAGGGCUUUAUUGGAAAAGAAUGCCUGAAGGAACGUUUAUUGCUAAGGAAGAAAAAGCUGAGCCAGGGUUUAAAUCUUCCAAAGAUCGCUUGAUGCUGCUUCUUGGUGGCAACGCAGCUGGGGACUUCAAGUUGAAGCCCUUAUUGGUGUACCACUCAGAAAACCCCAAGGCUCUAGAGGACUACUCCAAACCCAAUUUACCUGUGAUUUGGCGCUCAAACAAAAAGGCCUGGGCAACCAGGAGCAUUUUUCAUGAGUGGUUCACAUACUUUUUUUAUCCUGCUGUUGAAAAAUACUGUGCCCAAAAUAGCCUACCCAACAAAGCAUUGCUCAUCCUAGACAAUGCAGCAUGCCACCCUGUCGGUUUGAGUGAUCUGUCUGAUAACGUAAGAGUGGAAGAUCUUCACAACAGUGCAGCUAACCUGAUGCAGCCCAUGGGUCAAGGUGUAGCCUCUACCUUAAAAGCUCAUUACCUGAAAAGGACUUUUGAGCACAUCCUAGAAGCGACAGAUGGUGAGGAUACAGCGAUGAUCAGGGAGUUUUGGAGAAACUACAACAUCAUGGAUGCUGUGGACAACAUCGCAGUAGCUUGGGAGGCGCUCAGACCAGCAACAAUGAACAGUGUGUGGAAGAAACUCUGGCCCCAGUGUGUUCUGUCCCAGGAUGUUGCCCAAUCAGAUGACGCCACACAGCUUAAACAAAACGUUGUGUCCCUUGCCAAGACUGCGGCCUUUGAAACAGUUGUGGAAGCUGACAUCACCCAGCUGCUAGAGUCUCAGGAGGACACGCUCUCCAAUGAGGAGCUGAUGCAGCUGGGGCGGAGGCCAGCAGCAGAGGAGGAGAGCGGAGACGCCCAGCCUGCCCUUCGUCAGCUGACCACAGGAGAGCUCUCGACAGCCUUCUCACAUUUCGAGGCUGGUUUACAGCUCCUCACCAGUAGCUGCCCCAAUGAUGAGUGGAAGCUGAAAGUUUCCAGAGCAAUCAAUGAUGCAAUCAACUGCUACAGGGAAUUGUACAAUGAGAAGAAGCGGCGCUUGAAGCAACUGCCCUAGGUUGUCUUCCAGUGCGUGUGAGCAAGAGCUGCGCCAAGUAAAGCCAGAGACAACGAAGUGACCCCCACAGACGAGCCCAGCCAAGCCUGUCUGCUUCCAGACAUUCAGCCUUCCUGGAAGCCCUACUUCUGGCAUUUUAAUUUGACACUUGAGAGUCUCAAAUUUGGUUAUUAAAAUUUUAUUUAACUAUGUGCUUUAAAAAGAUUGCAUGCUAGAAUACUCAGGAAAACAUUUCUUUAAAAAUACAGAAAAAAUAAUGUUUGGAAGGGAGACCAGCCCUUCUAGACAUUAAAACGCACUGUGGCUGUGAUUAGCGCAGUUUCGUUGUCAGGACUGGGGAACAAAUUGGUCCAGAACUAAAUGCAGGUAGGCUUUUUUUGAAAACAGUGAAGGACAACUUGUUAGCCAUUUGGAAAAACUUAAAAUCAGACACACACCUCACAGCAUACACAAGAAUAAACAAACAGAUCAGGAUUCUAAAUAUAAAAAAUGAACCCUUCAAAUUGAUUUGUAGGAACAGUACUACAAAUUACACGGAUGAGUGUGUCUUUGACCUGGGUAUGGAGGAAGAUUUUCUACGACUCAGAAUCCAUAUAAAAUUAAUUUUAAAAAAAGAAGACGAAUCAAUUUGACCCUACAAAAAUGUAAACAAUAUGAAACCUUUCCACAGGAGGAAAACUGCAGACAAGGUUAAGGACAACUGACAGAAUGGAAUAAAAUAUUUCCGACAUGUCUCAUAGAUGACAGGUAAUAUUCCUGAUGUGUGAAGAACUCUUAAAGACUAAGAAAGAAAAAAAGACCCAAAACCUAACAGAAAAGUAAACAGAACAUAUACUUCAUAAAUAAAUAAAUUAGAUCUUGAAACAGAGAAAUUUGACCUCAUUCAUACUUAAAGAAAUACAAAUUAAAGCUACACAGAUACCAUUCUCACUAAUCAGACUGGAACACUGAUUAAAGAGUUUGAUGCACGUUCUGUGGGUGAGACUGUGGGGUAGCAGGCACAUUGACGUGUUGCUGGUGGGAAUGCAAACUGGUGCAACCCUUACUGAGGGGCAUGAGACACUCAUUAAAAAUAGGUGUGUUUAGAUUUAGGAAUAUGUUUUAGGACUGCACUCUAGAGAAAAGAAAGUGCAUGUGCCCAGAUUAUCUGCUGUGGCAUCGUCUGUAACUGCAAAGACGCGAACGCACCCUGAGUACUCCCAUACGGGAGAGCGGUGAGUGCGGUGGCAGUGGCAGAGCGCAGAUGUGACAGAGCACAGGUGGAAGUGGCGUCAGCAACAGCAGGAGGAGGAAAAACUCUGAGCCAGUGUCGACUGGUUUCCAGAAUAUACUAUUAACUGAAAAAAUGCAACAUAAAGCACUAUAGUGUGCUACCCUUUGUGGAAGAAAAAAUGGAAAUAAGAAAAUAUUCCUGCAUCUUACUCAUUUGUGCAAAAAGAAACAUGGGAAGAGAAACCAGAGACUCAGAACCACUACCUAUGGGAAGGGAGCGAAAAGGGUCCCAGGGCUGGGGCAGGAGGGUGACACCUGAGUUUGCCUCCUGUAAAGGUCUGACUUUGGGGACUAUGUUCACGCCACAAAAUAAACAAUGGUAGGGAAAUGGAAUGAAACGUAUGAACAACUAUAUUUCACAUUAAUUGUACACCUACAGUGAAAGUGGAAUACCCAAAUUCUGAGCGAUGUUUGAGCCAUAGUCUGACUGUGUGCCGUCAGGGUAAAGACAAAAAGGAACUCUGAACAAUUAUUAAGCUCUGGGUAGUAAACUUCUUUUUCACAAAAGCAUAGGCUAGUAAUCCU